Messenger RNA from Manihot esculenta (cassava), 3222 nucleotides. Its product is annotated as potassium transporter 11. The transcript has 8 exons. Gene Ontology annotation, molecular function: potassium ion transmembrane transporter activity. Bases 766 to 3153 code for a protein of 795 amino acids. Gene Ontology annotation, cellular component: membrane. NCBI's taxonomy places the organism in Eukaryota, Viridiplantae, Streptophyta, Magnoliopsida, Malpighiales, Euphorbiaceae. The record is from RefSeq and is a predicted model, not a curated record. Gene Ontology annotation, biological process: potassium ion transmembrane transport.
UUAAAAACGAGCAGCCAACGAGGACCCUGACAAGCUGCACAGGCACCAUCUCUAUCUCUUUCUCUUUGUGGGUUCUGUUGCAGGCAGCUUCUCUCUUUUGCUGCUUCGAAAAUUUGACUUGGGUUUUGCUUUUUAUCUAUCUUUUGCUUAUGGGUUAAAUAAACUGGUUUAGAGCCCUGUGGCUGAGGUUGAAGUGACCCCACUCGGGAAUUUUAGGUGCCAACGCAAAAGAAAAAUUAAUAUAAAAAUCUUUGUCUCUUCUUCCAUUGGAGUUUUUGUGUAGGUAUUUGUUGAGCUGGUCUAUCCUCAUUUGGGUCUCCGUUUUUGUUCUCUUAUUGUGUUCUUUUGGUAUGCAGCUUUUUGCCAUUUGAUUCAAGUGUCAAUGAAACUUCAGAUUUGCUUAUUUUUCACCUCUGUUUUUAAUUUCAAGCUAUUUGUGUUGUUCCCUUUUUGCAACUUCUUCUUGCUUUCAAGUUUCCAGCUCAAUUUUGGGUUUCAAGAGAUUAGGGAAGUACUGAGUCUUGAUUUUAUUUUUAGUUUCUAUAAUCCAUCUAAACUUUUGUGGUGGGUUUCAAUUCUUUCUUGGUUUUGAGGAUGGAUUUCAAGUGAAGACUAGAAUUUUAGUCUUGGGUUCCGAUUACUUUUGUGUUUUGAAUUUAGGAUUUGAUAGCUGGGUCUUGUUGGAGAUUUGUGAAUUUUGUACCUUUUAAUCUAGAGAGCGAAAAUUCUUGGUUAAGGAGCUAGGGUAAUCAAUCAGAAUCGAUUAUGGAAAUGACUUCGAGAACUGAGAUUGAUGACGACAGUGACAACAACAGAGGCAGUAUGUGGGUUUUGGAUCAAAAGCUUGAUCAGCCUAUGGAUGAGGAAGCUGGAAGGCUUAGAAAUAUGUACAGAGAAAAGAAAUUCUCGUUGCUUUUGCUUCUGCGGUUUGCAUUCCAGAGUCUGGGCGUGGUUUAUGGAGACUUGGGUACUUCUCCAUUAUACGUGUUCUACAAUACAUUUCCUCGAGGAAUUCAAGAUCCUGAGGAUGUAGUUGGAGCUCUUUCGUUGAUUAUAUACUCUCUUACGCUUAUCCCACUCCUCAAGUAUGUCUUCAUUGUGUGCAGAGCUAAUGACAAUGGUCAAGGUGGUACAUUAGCUCUUUAUUCUUUGCUUUGCCGGCAUGCAAAAGUUAAAACUAUUCCAAAUCAACAUCGGACAGAUGAGGAGCUAACCACUUAUAGUCGUUCUACUUUCCAUGAGAAUUCAUUUGCUGCUAAAACUAAGAGAUGGUUAGAGACACACCAUUCCAGAAAGAGUGCACUUCUUAUUCUUGUCCUUGUUGGCACUUGUAUGGUGAUCGGGGAUGGGAUUCUCACUCCUGCUAUAUCUGUUCUCUCAGCUGCCGGUGGGAUUAGGGUAGACCACCCCAAUAUUAGUAAUGAUGUAGUCGUAGUUGUUGCUGUUAUAAUAUUAGUAGGUUUGUUUAGCAUGCAACACUAUGGAACUGAUAGAGUUGGCUGGCUCUUUGCUCCCGUUGUGCUACUUUGGUUUCUCUUAAUUGGGGGCAUUGGCAUAUUCAACAUCAGGAAGUAUGAUAGCAGUGUUCUGAAAGCUUUUUCACCUGUAUAUAUUUAUCGGUAUUUAAGAAAGGGAGGUAAAGAUCGUUGGACCUCCCUUGGAGGUAUUUUACUUAGUAUAACAGGUACAGAGGCCCUUUUUGCAGACUUAGCCCAUUUUCCAGUUUCAGCCAUACAGCUUGCUUUUACAAUAGUUGUAUUUCCAUGCCUUCUUUUAGCAUAUUCUGGACAAGCAGCUUAUCUUAUGCAAAACUCGGAUCAUGUGAUGGAUGCAUUUUAUCGUUCUAUACCAGACAGCAUUUAUUGGCCAGUGUUUAUUGUUGCAACUGCAGCUGCUAUAGUUGCAAGUCAGGCCACAAUAUCUGCAACUUUUUCAAUAAUCAAGCAAGCUCUUGCACAUGGUUGUUUCCCAAGAGUCAAGGUGGUUCAUACAUCAAAGAAGUUCCUUGGUCAGAUAUAUGUUCCUGAUAUAAAUUGGAUUCUUAUGGUUCUUUGCAUUUGUGUGACCGCUGGGUUCAAUAACCAAAGCCAAAUUGGAAAUGCCUAUGGGACAGCAGUGGUGAUUGUCAUGUUGGUAACCACAUUACUUAUGGCUCUAAUCAUGAUACUAGUGUGGCGCUGCCAUUGGAUUCUUGUCCUGCUUUUCACGGGCUUAUCACUAGUUGUGGAAUGCAUGUAUUUUUCUGCUGUGCUCUUCAAAGUUGAUCAAGGUGGGUGGGUUCCCCUCGUGAUUGCCGCAGCCUUUCUUGUCAUUAUGUAUGUGUGGCAUUAUGGUACGUUGAAAAGGUAUGAAUUUGAGAUGCAUAGUAAGGUUUCAAUGGCAUGGAUUGUUGGGCUUGGCCCCAGCCUAGGACUGGUAAGAGUUCCUGGAAUCGGACUUGUGUACACAGAGUUAGCGAGCGGGGUUCCCCACAUCUUUUCUCACUUCAUCACAAAUCUACCUGCUAUUCAUUCUGUCGUUGUAUUCGUAUGCGUGAAGUAUCUUCCUGUCUACACAGUUCCAGAAGAAGAGAGAUUCCUGGUCAAGCGUAUUGGACCAAAGAAUUUCCACAUGUUCCGUUGCGUUGCAAGGUAUGGCUAUAAAGACUUGCAUAAGAAAGAUGAGGAAUUUGAGAAAAAACUCUUUGAUAACCUCUUCUUGUUUGUCCGGCUCGAGUCCAUGAUGGAAGGGUGUUCAGACUCAGAUGAGUAUAGUAUAUAUGGUCAGCGAACCGAGCAAUCAAGGGACGCCCUUUUGAAUGAUAAUAAUGGAAAUACAACUUCUUCUGCAGUAGAUUCCAUAAUUUCAUCAGUCGAUUCAAUCGUGCCCAUUAAGUCACCUGUAAAUCCAAAUUUCACCAUUAGGUCAUCAGGACAAACAAGCAGCCAAAUGGAGAUUGAUGAGUUGGAAUUUUUGAAUAAUUGCAGGGAUGCUGGGGUGGUGCACAUACUAGGGAAUACAGUGGUAAGAGCAAGGAGGGAAUCAAGGUUCUACAAGAAGAUAGCUGUUGAUUAUAUUUAUGCAUUUCUUAGGAAGAUAUGUAGGGAGAACAGUGUGAUUUUUAAUGUUCCUCAUGAGAGUCUCUUGAAUGUGGGACAGAUAUUCUAUGUAUAAAUCUGUCUUGUUUCUUGUCAUUGGUUGAUACAUUAUACAAGCGAGUAAAACAAUUUUUUUUUUUUUUUU